Lactuca sativa (garden lettuce) is the source of this 830-nucleotide messenger RNA. Its product is annotated as SKP1-like protein 1B. Lineage: Eukaryota; Viridiplantae; Streptophyta; Magnoliopsida; Asterales; Asteraceae. Gene Ontology annotation, biological process: ubiquitin-dependent protein catabolic process. The record is from RefSeq and is a predicted model, not a curated record.
GUAAGUCAAAAGGUUUCUAGUUUUCUUAAAACUCUAAGUUAGGGUUUUUCUUUCGGUUCUCAAUCUCUUCCCGUCGUUCAAAGUUAUGGCCACGUCGUCUUCAAAGAAGAUCGUUCUGAAAAGUUCCGACGGUGAGACGUUCGAAGUUGAUGAGGCGGUGGCGGUGGAGUCUCAGACGAUCAAGCACAUGAUCGAAGAUAACUGCGCUGGCAGCAGCAUCCCUGUACCCAACGUCACAAGUAAGAUCCUCUCGAAGGUGAUUGAAUACUGUAAGAAGCACGUCGAUACACCGAAAACCGACGAUAAGACAGCCGAGGAUGAUCUGAAGGCGUUUGAUACCGAAUUCGUGAAAGUCGAUCAGGGCACUUUGUUUGAUCUUAUUCUGGCUGCCAACUAUUUAAACAUCAAGGGCUUACUGGAUCUGACCUGUCAAACUGUUGCUGACAUGAUGAAAGGCAAGUCUCCUGAAGAAAUACGCAAGAUCUUCCACAUCAAGAACGAUUACACUCCAGAAGAAGAAGAAGAAGUCCGCAGGGAGAAUGCCUGGGCUUUUGAGUAAAUCAUGUAGGUCUCAACUGUCGAUAGCGUAGUGGUAUAUAAAGUUGGGUGUCUUUGUUUUUUUUAUUAAAAAGGUUGUGAACACCUUUUAAUUUGCUUCUUUACUUUUUUUUUUGGGGGUCUGAAUUUUGUCUUUAGAUGUUUUGGUUUGGAAGCUACAAAAACUAGAAGUCUCUUGAUAUCUUUUUGGUUCUAAUUAGGAGUGUUCGUUUGGAUGGAUCGGUUUGAUCCGAUCCAAUCAAGUAAAUCCAAAUUGAUUUCAGUUUUCAAAA